Molecule: messenger RNA, 2997 nt
Organism: Coregonus sp. 'balchen'
Lineage: Eukaryota; Metazoa; Chordata; Actinopteri; Salmoniformes; Salmonidae
Source: the annotation of a GenBank genome assembly
GACAUGGAGUUGAGGAACCCAUUCAGUAUGCUGGACAGCAUGAUGUUCGGCGUGAGGAACAGGAUGGAGGACAUGCAUAGAAACGUUGUGAGUCACGUUGUGUCUCUUCUCAUACCCCACACAGCCCAUACAAAUGGAAUUACUAGAAGGGGCAUAGUAUGAAUUAAUUAUAUUUCUAUGACAGACUUUGUUCAUCAUCGCUUUAUAAUCACGUCAAUCUGUUUGUGUGUGUGUUGUUUUCCAGGAGAACCUGUCCACAGACUCGAACGCCAACACCAACGCCCACUCAUUCAGCUCCUCCUCAGUGAUGACCUACUCCAAGGUUGGAGACGAACCCCUCAAGGUGUUCCAGGCCUCCUCCCAGACAAGGCGCGCCCCCGGCGGGGUACGUACACUCAAGUAUGGCCAGAGAUACUGCUGAGGGUCUGGGGGAGGGCUCUCCAAGCUGAUACUGCACUGAACACUAAGGAAGAGGUUGUUUACUCGAACCGCAAGCGCUCCGAGCCAUAUAGAGAGUAUAUGAAGAGUUUAAUUCCAAAACGCUAAAUAUCCAUUUUCAGAAAUGUUGGUAAAUUUGCUUUUAUUGUUUAAAGAAAAUAUGAAAGAGAUUGGUGUGUUUUUUCACUAUCUAAUCAUGGCAUGGGGUUGUUCAAUGACAGACAUGUACAGUAUUUGUUUAAAAUCUAUCACUUGAUGGUUUCAUUUCAGAGACAAAUAAUCCAAUUUAUUUUAUCAAAAUGCUUUAUAUUUCUCUCAGAGAAAUAAGUAGUACUGCUAGGUUUUACACAGUCAAAUGUAACAAAUAUUGUUUUUGUUUAUAAAGAACUGUACAAAUUAAACAUUUGUGUACAGUAAAAUGAGUAUGUAUCUGUAUGUAAAACAUUUGUCAUUUAGCAGAUGCUCUUUCGUCGGGGCAUGGACUCUACAAGGUGUCGAAAGCGUUCCACAGGGAUGCUGGCCAAUGUUGACUCCAAUGCUUCCCAAAGUUGUCAAGUUGGCUGGAUGUCCUUUGGGUGGUGGACCAUUCUUGAUACACACGGGAAACCCAGUGUGAAAAACCCAGCACCGUUGCAGUUCUUGACACAUUCAAACCGGUGCGCCUGGCACCUACUACCAUACCCCGUUCAAAGGCACUUAAAUAUUUUGUCUUGCACAUUCACCCUCUGAAUGGCACACAUACACAAUCCAUGUCUCAAUUUUCUCAAGGCUUAAAAAUCAUUAUUAAACCUGUCUCCUCCCCUUCAUCUACACUGAUUGAAGUGGAUUUAACAAGUGACAUCAAUAAGGGAUCAUAGCUUUCACCUGGAUUCACCUGGUCAGUCUAUGUCAUGGAAAGAGCAGGUAUUCAUAAUCAGUGUAUAACGUGUUCAUAAUCAGUGUAUAGCGUUUUGGGAGGUUUUUUUCAUACACCUAAAAUCUAUGAAUUAAAGAUCUGUAUAAUAUUUUACACACACAUGAAGGUACCCAUAAGCAAUCAUAUCUGAAGAAAAAACAAAUGAGAAAAAUUGGUGUAUAUAGUGUUUUGGAAAUAAACUCUUCAUAUAGAGUUAGGUUUAUUUAUGUAUUUUUUGCAUUUACACUAAAAUAACAUUUGGCCAAACUAUAUGUCUGACAAAGCAAGAGUUUCCUGACAUUGGCUUUCUCAGUCUUUAUUGGCCGUCGCCUCUUUGGUAACUCAUUCUGAUUGGCUGUCCCCGUGUCUAGAUUAAGGAGACUCGGCAGUCCCUGAAGGACUCAGAGAGCGGCCUGGAGAAGAUGUCCAUUGGACACCACAUCCAGGACCGAGGACACGUGGUGGAGAAAAAACAGAACAAGAAGACAGGGGAACGGGAGCUCAACCAGGACUUCCAGAAUCUAGAUGAAUGUAAGUCAGCUGUAGUGUAAGGGGGUCAGCAUCCCAAAAGAAACUAAAGGGUAACACUUUACUUUAACCCUGCAGGUAAUAAUAAUAAUAAUAUGCCAUUUAGCAGACGCUUUUAUCCAAAGCGACUUACAGUCAUGCGUGCAUACAUUUUUGUGUAUGGGUGGUCCCGGGGUUCGAACCCACUACCUUUGAUUAUAAUGCAUUGUAAGACAUGUUGUAAGAAUGUAUCACCCCCUUAUGUCUUAUUAUAAUCUCAUAAUGAUCCUUACUUGAGUCCAUUGAAAAUGUCCUACAUAAAGAGACAUAACAUAUUAUAAGCCUUAUAAUAAAACAUUACAAAGGCGCAUACAUGCUUAUAACAAUAACACAUUAUACUUGCGGUCUUUAAGUAAAGUGUUACCGGCAAUUUAUUAGAAGUGUUUUUUAUGAUGCUUUUCAAGGCAUGUAUCAGUGUUCGAUGAAUAGUCAUAAACAAAGACAUAGAAUUUACUAUCAGAGGACUCUCCUCUCCCAGCUCUGUUUGGGGUUUGUAGUCUGAGACAUUAAUUUAUGUUCCUAUCUCAGACAAAAAUAAGGUAUUCAGAUUCCAAGGAACUGCCCCUCGCCAGGCUUAUCACAGCAUCCCACAGAGUGAUACCUAAACUGUUCCUGACACCUAACCUCUGACCUCUGCCCUUUCCCCUCAUAGCCGAGGCGCAGUCCUUUGACGAAGAGUGGCAGCAAGAGGUGUCUAAAUUCCGACCAUUUGCCCCCAUGUCCCGUCUGGAGGCCCCCAAGCCUAGGGUGGUGCACCGGGCAGCCCUCACCGCCGCCACCGGCCUCGACCAGGGACGGAGGUCAGUCAUCAUGUGUCAUAGGUCAUAUAAUGACAGGUCCGCUCGAGGAGGAGUGGCCGUAAACCAAAACAAACCAUUUCUGGAUGCUACAUCACUGAGAAUUUAGGUUAUGAUUGAAUUGUCAAAUAUUAUACUACGGUUGAUAAACGGUUUAUUGAAAUUUGGGUUGAUGGAUGAAUGAUUUAUGUCUGCUUUGUCAUUUUCUCCCUCAGGGACAAAGCAAACCCAAAACCUGAAGGAAGGAAAAUACACAUUGACGAUCUCAAAGUCAAAGGCUCAGGCAUGAUGAAACAGUAG